ACACGUCUGUGUCCCCUGGACGCCUGCCCUCUGAUACGUGACCAGCUUCUUGCUGGUCUUGGAAUGCACGGUAAACUCCACAAAACGGCCUGCUACAUGAAGCCACAUGCUUUCUGUCGCAAAUCAUAUGCUGCAGGACAAGCUGUGUGUGGAGGAAUAAGGACUCAUCCAUUGAUAGGAAGUUCACACACUAACAGACUGUGCCAUGGAUCAUGUGCUAAACAUUGCUGACAAUUACAUCUUCACCCCGUAUGUUUACCCAGCCUCAUGGCCCGAGGAUGGGGCUCUGCGUCAGAUAAUCAGCCUGUGGGUGGUGACCAACCUGGGAGCAGUGCUGAUUUACCUGGGCUUUGGUGCUCUUAACUUCCACUACGUGUUUGACCAUAAGCUCAUGAAACAUCCUCAAUUUAUUGAGAACCAGGUCAAAAAAGAGAUUAAACUAGCAAUGGUCUCCAUCUUCUGGAUGAGCUUCCCCACUGUGGCCCUUUUCUUCUGGGAGGUCAAAGGAUACAGCAAACUUUAUGACAACAUCAGCAAAUCUACUCUGGGUUGGCCCGGGGUCUUCCUGAGCAUUGCUGGUUUCUUGUUCUUCACCGAUAUGUGUAUCUACUGGAUACAUCGUUCCAUGCACCAUAAGAGCAUUUACAAGCACUUACAUAAGCAGCACCAUAUAUUCAAGAUCCCUACGCCUUUUGCAAGCCAUGCCUUCCACCCACUCGACGGCUUCCUGCAGAGCUUACCUUAUCACGUCUACCCAUUCAUCUUCCCCCUCCACAAGGCAGUCUAUCUCUCACUCUUUGUGUUUGUCAACAUCUGGACAAUUUCCAUACACGAUGGAGACUACCGCAUCCCCGGCCCCCUGAUAUUUCUGAUCAAUGGUGCUGCUCACCACGUAGACCACCAUCUCUUUUUCAACUACAACUACGGACAAUACUUCACGCUCUGGGAUCGUAUAGGGGGGUCCUACCGACACCCCUCAGCCCUGCUGCAGAGGGGGCCACAUGACAACGUUCGCUAGCUCAUGGCAGAGGCUGCACACAUACAGUGAUGAUGGAGCUGCUGUCAGGAUUUCUUCUUCUGGUUUAAAAUUCUCAGAAAGGUUCCUACAGAGAUGUAGUUGAUGAAGUUAUUUCAUAUAGAUAUUUAUAAAGACAACAACAUAAACACAAAACAAAUGCUAAAUAUAUAUUUUUUGCAUCACUUCUGCUUCGCUGGAACACACUGCA
Messenger RNA from Plectropomus leopardus (leopard coralgrouper), 1226 nucleotides. RefSeq names its product lathosterol oxidase-like. Gene Ontology annotation, biological process: lipid biosynthetic process. Lineage: Eukaryota; Metazoa; Chordata; Actinopteri; Perciformes; Serranidae. The record is from RefSeq and is a predicted model, not a curated record. Gene Ontology annotation, molecular function: oxidoreductase activity; iron ion binding.